AUGGCAGAUACCAACCCAGCCAACUUCGCCAACUUGCCCAAGGAGAGGGUUCAGGAGAUUGCGAGCAUGGGCGGCAAAGCCUCUCACGGCGAGAACAAAGAUGAGGACAAGAGUAACGGACACCACGAGGCCGCAGACAAGGAGAACCACAACAACGCCGGGCGUCGUCAAGACGGCACCUUCUUGCCAGGAUCCGACGCUGCCAGAGCCGCUGGCCACAAGGGCGGGCUGCAUGCGGCUGGGGAGAAGACGGAGGAGGAGGUGAAGGAGGGAGGUGGGCACAAGAGCGACGGGAUGGACGAUGAGGGCCGUCGUCCGGAUGGCACGUUCAAGCCUGGCAGUGAGGCUGCGAAAGCGGCUGGCCACAAGGGUGGAGUGGCGGCGGCUGCUGCCUCUGACGCUUGA
Molecule: messenger RNA, 405 nt
Organism: Neohortaea acidophila
Lineage: Eukaryota; Fungi; Ascomycota; Dothideomycetes; Mycosphaerellales; Teratosphaeriaceae
Exons: 4
Coding region: 1-405 (134 amino acids)
Source: RefSeq, a predicted model, not a curated record